GGGUUUCUGUAAAAUGCGACCCAACUGCUGAGGCGGCGGAACCGGCGCAGAACGGGCGGAGAGCGUUCGAAUAGCCGGCAGAGGGCGGUCCCGGGACCGGCGCUAUGGGACUAAACGUCCGGAUUCUCCUCGUCCUCCUCGCUGCGGUGUCCGGGGAAUUGUCGAGUUCAAAACCUGGCACCUUCACGAUUGACUAUGAGAAGAAUUGUUUCAGUAAGGAUGGUUCGUGCUUCCGGUACAUCUCCGGGAGUAUCCACUACUUCCGAGUUCCUCCCAUCUACUGGAAAGACCGACUGCAGAAAAUGUACAUGGCAGGGCUCAAUGCCAUCCAGAUGUAUGUGGCCUGGAAUUACCAUGAAAUGACACCAGGCGUGUUCGACUUCAGAGAGUCCAGGGACAUUGAACGUUUUCUCCGCCUUGUCCAGGAGAUGGGCCUGCUUGUCAUUCUGCGCCCUGGGCCAUACAUCUGUGCCGAGUGGGACCUGGGUGGCCUCCCAGCCUGGCUCCUGCAAGAUCCAACCAUCAGUUUACGGUCAUCUGACGAAAGGUACCUGGCAGCAGUGGAUCAAUGGUUUGCUGUUCUUCUGCCGAAGGUGAAGCCAUUUCUGUACCAGAACGGGGGGCCCAUCAUCAGUGUGCAGGUGGAGAAUGAAUAUGGCAGCUACUUCACCUGUGAUUACGACUACCUGAGGCACCUCCACAACAUUAUCCGGACUCUCCUGGGCUCCGACAUCCUCCUCUUCACCACUGACGGCAACCGGCCUGCUGAGCUCAGCUGUGGCACGCUGCAGGGCAUGUACGCCACUAUCGACUUCGGCACCAAUGAAGAUGUUACCACUUCCUUUGAAGUCCAGAGACAGUUUGAACCAAGUGGACCAUUGGUGAAUUCGGAGUUUUACGUCGGGUGGCUGGACUACUGGGGAGUGGAACAUUCCGUCGUUCCCACUGCCAACGCUACCAGGAUGUUGCGUCAACUGCUGGAACUUGGAGCCAACGUCAACAUGUACGAGAAGUGCCCAGUGGAUGGGUACAUGUUUGAAGGGGGCACCAACUUUGGAUUCUGGAAUGGGGCUGACUACAACACCAGGUAUCGUCCCAUCACCACCAGCUAUGACUACGAUGCCCCCCUCUCUGAGGCUGGAGACCCUCGUGAAAAGCUACAUGCCAUUCGGGCUGUGAUCAGUGAGUUCCGGGACGUCCCUGUGGGGCCGAUUCCCCCUCCCACCCCGAAGAUCGCCUAUGGCCGAUUGGCCUUAACGAAGGUGGGAUCGGUACUGGAGCUGUUGUCCGUUCUGUCGCCCCGUGGAGCUACCAACUCCACCUACCCUCUUACCUUCGAGGAGAUGGGGCAGUACUUUGGACUGAUGUUGUACCGCACCCUGCUGCCGCGAGCUGUGGAGAAGCCCACACCGCUGAAGGCGCCAUUGAACGCAGUGCAUGACCGAGCCUACGUCCUGGUCAAUGGGGUUUACCAGGGCCUGCUGGAGCGGGACACGGUGCCAGAGUUGGACAUCAUAGGAAGUGAAGGAGAUGUGCUGGACAUCAUGGUCGAGAACAUGGGCCAUGUCAACUUUGGGCCCUGUCUGCUGGACCGCAAGGGGCUGGUCAGGAACCUUUCACUGGCCGACACCGAUCUCACUGGCUGGUCCAUCUUCCCCUUGGCAAUCGACGACGCCAUCGCUGCAGGCUGGAUUCACUCUGCUGCGGAAGUGGCUGCAGGCGAGACCCUGGCCCCGCUGCUGAGCUCACCUUGGCCUCAGGGUCCCACCUUCUUUUCCGGGACCUUCUCUUCCCCAAAUCCUCUGGACACCUACAUUUGGCUGGAAGACUGGAACAAGGGCCUGGUCUGGAUCAAUGGCUUCAAUGUGGGACGGUACUGGACCACGCGAGGACCCCAGCAGACGCUCUUUGUACCCAAGAGCUGCCUCAGCGAACACUCCCCAAAUAACGUGACGGUGCUGGAGUUGGAACAACUGCCUGCAAAGCCAGUGGUGGAAUUCCUGGAUCACGUUAUCUGGCUGCCACAGACCUAGGGAGAGGGGACA
Messenger RNA from Mobula hypostoma (lesser devil ray), 2045 nucleotides. It is a transcript of the gene glb1l, whose product is annotated as galactosidase, beta 1-like. Gene Ontology annotation, molecular function: beta-galactosidase activity. Gene Ontology annotation, cellular component: vacuole. Lineage: Eukaryota; Metazoa; Chordata; Chondrichthyes; Myliobatiformes; Myliobatidae. The transcript has 16 exons. The coding region runs from base 105 to 2033 and encodes 642 amino acids. Gene Ontology annotation, biological process: carbohydrate metabolic process. The record is from RefSeq and is a predicted model, not a curated record.